GGCUGUUCUCCCUUCUAUUUCGUUUCCAUCUAUCUUGAGGUGCUCGAGCUCAGUCUGUAAAUAUUAGUAUGGAUCCUCCCAGCUCUAGCAUGGACCGACGGCUCUCGACGGACUCAGACUUGAGCCGCCUGGACUCGCCCUCGGGCGACUCGGCGAACUCGAGCCUCAGCUCGACGACCGCGCUCGUCCUGAUCCACGACUCCGCUGACGACGGCGCGCCGUUCGACUUCUCGGAGGACGACGACGACUUCUCAAAUGACCUGCAGAGCGAGCGGGUGCGCGCGUCCGCGGUGCCGCCCCUCCCGCCCAACACGGUCUUCCUCUACCUCCUCGCGCCGUACCUGAAGAUCGGGGCACUGCUGCUCCCCGCGGCUGCGCGGGGCCUGCCGAUGAGGUACGCGGUUCCGGCGCUGGUGGGCUUCGCGCUGCUGUCGGCGCUGACGAGGCAGGUGUGGUACAUGCUCGCGCGGUACGUGCGCAAGGCGGAUAUGGAGGAGGUCGUGCUGGAUGCGCUGGCACGGGGCGCAGGGAAGGAGGGGCGACGGAGGGUGGUGAGGGCGCUGGUGAGGCUCGGGACGGGCGCGGCGAGGGUGCUGGUGGCUGCUGUGUAUCUGCGGGAAUCUGUGGAGGCGCUGCUGCCCCUUGCGCCGGAUAUGUUAGUUGUCCCGCCGAGGAUAGUCUUGACGGUGAUUCUGGCUGUCAUAGUUCUUCCCCUGACUUGGGCGAAAACUGUUGCGUUCCGGCGGAUUGUAUGCGCGGAGGGGAUAUCCGUCGCUGCAUAUGUGCUGUGGAUGGCCCUGGAGACGUAUGCGCAGACGCACGGCACACAGACGAGUGAGCCGGAGCCUAAGAUGGGCGCUCUCUGGCAGAGCAUCACUACCAUAGCGUGUGCGUUCUCGACUGCACUAACCCUCCCACUGUAUGCGUCCUUGAAGGGGACCGUUCAGCCUAUGACCACGGCGUCGAAAUACUCACCUUCGUUCAAAAUACUGUCUAUCCUAUCGGUGGCAGUAGCUACUGGCUUGCUGCUGCCUCUGGUAGUAGCAUCUGCUUCAUCGAACCUGCAGGCUUCAGGUUUCCCGUCAACGUAUCUGAUGGCCCUCUUGAAAGUGGCUAUCCUGACGUCGUCGAUCCCGGCUCUGGUCAUAACCUGCCCAGCCAUCCCUAUGCCGCGUCGAAUGCGCAGAGUUUCUGACGUCCCGCUUUCCAAAUUUACUAUCUUCAGUAUCGUCGCUAUCUUGUCCCUGGCACCGGAGCAAGCAUCUUACGUUCUGCAGGACGUAAUGCUGGUCAUAGUACUGGCGGGAUCAUAUACUGCGCCGGCGCUAAUACACAUCAUCAUGUACCAGUUCAAACGCCCACUAUCCAUAGUGAUGCCGCACACACCCUCGCUGCCGCGGCAUCGCUCCUCGGACUCGACGCCCUCGCAUGAUGAGCUCCUGCAGCGCAAGGAGCGCAAGCUGCAGCGGCGCCGCCUGUGGCGCCGGAUCGUCUGGGACGUCGGCGUGUGGGCCGUGCUUCUGCCGCUGUCGGUGGGCGGCUUCGCGUGGGCAGGCGGGCGGGUCGCCGGGGCGUGGUGAACGGGCAGUCUUGGCUGUGAAAUACUAGAGCAUGUAUCGGACUCGUAGGGUGUACUUUUAUUUCGAACUUUGUAUCGAUCUAGUGUCUGAUUUUUCUUAUUGGCCAG
This is a messenger RNA of Gloeophyllum trabeum ATCC 11539, 1687 nucleotides long. RefSeq lists its product as uncharacterized. The transcript is spliced from 5 exons. Gene Ontology annotation, molecular function: amino acid transmembrane transporter activity. Gene Ontology annotation, biological process: amino acid transmembrane transport. The coding region runs from base 69 to 1580 and encodes 503 amino acids. NCBI's taxonomy places the organism in Eukaryota, Fungi, Basidiomycota, Agaricomycetes, Gloeophyllales, Gloeophyllaceae. The record is from RefSeq and is a predicted model, not a curated record.